AUGGCUGCAAGUGUGGUGCUGGCCUAUCUGUCAGCGCCCCAGAUGUGGGAAAUUGUGGGAAGUUUAGAAGCAAGUCACAUAGAUGAGCAGACCUGGGCAUUUCACGUCUCCCACAACUUUGAAAAAGGGCCAUAUUCAAAGAGCAUGCUUCAGCCGCCUCCAGGCAUUGCAGUGUGUUUGGUCCUCGGGUAUGGUACUAGUAUUCCCAACUGGCUGUUUGGAUAUUCUUUUGAAGGCUGUGGGCCAAAGAUGGCCAGAGGUUUCGCUGUUUUGACAUGGCAACCAGCUGAGGUCACUUUUCGUGCCUACACGGUCGACACUGAAGCGUUGAUGAAGGAGUACGAGACCAAGAUGGACAAGUCAGUGGGCAUGUUGGAUGACAGCCUCAGAACCAUCCGGGCAGGAAAGGCAACACCCCAGCUGCUGGACUCUAUCAAGGUGAACGCCUAUGAGUCGCAAUUGAAGCUGGAGGAAGUUGCCACCAUCAGUGUCUCGGAUGCGACCACAUUGAUGGUCAACGUCUUCGACGAGACUGUGGUGGAUGCCGUGUUGAAGGCGGUUCAAACAGCCGAUUUGGGCUUCACCGCUUCACAGAAUGGCCAGUCCGUCAAGGUGAGCAUUCCUCCUUUGACCAAAGACAAGCGAGUCCAGUAUGUCAAAUUGGCCAAGGACUACUGUGAGAAAACCAAGGUGGCGGUUCGAAAUGUCCGGCAAGCGGCCAUGAAGAAGAUCAAAGGUCUGAAAUCUGACCUGUCAGAGGAUGUCGCUAGAGGGAUGGAGAAAGAUAUCGAGGCAAUGGUGAAGAAGAUGAAUGGAGAUAUUGAUUCGGCCUUCAAGAACAAAGAGUCUGAGCUGAGCUCUGUCUGA
Cladocopium goreaui is the source of this 867-nucleotide messenger RNA. NCBI's taxonomy places the organism in Eukaryota, Dinophyceae, Suessiales, Symbiodiniaceae. The record is from the annotation of a GenBank genome assembly.